GGCCGAUGUAUGUUCCCGCGGAAAACGAAAACAUAACAUACAUUUUUAGGCUUAUGAACGAAGAUGUGUUGUUUUGUUGUUGUAACAGCUUUAAGAGACUAAGUGGAUUUGAGUAAUACGCCUUUAAGUAUUUUAAAUAUCGCUAUCAGUUCACACCAGUUUAUAGUAUUUUAAGUUUUGUUAGUGUGGCUUGUAGUCUUACUAAAUAUUUUUUAAUUUAUGAGUAUCGUUUAUGAUACGGAUGGAGCCUGACAGUUCACACAUACAUCGGAGAGUAGAUAGCACCCCGCCUCAGUGGAAAAUACGAGGGUGGAAAAUAGAAUUUAUCAGACGAAAGUCAUCGGAUAAAUUUGAUAUUUUAAUAACCACCCCGCCGCCUCGCUGCCAGAAGAUACGCUCCGUGCGGGCGCUGACCAGGUUCCUCACCGACCACGGCGUCGCGUGGCCGAGGGCCGAGGAUCUGGGGUCUCUCACGCCGAGCAAGAGGUCUCUGUGUGCUGGCCUCGAAGCAUCGCCUCAGCCUGCAGCUGUGGGACCAGGCCGCGUCUCGGUCGCUUGCCUGGACGGCCCGGGACCGCCGUCUCCCGGGACUCCACCAGGCUUCGUGACGGCCCCGAGCGGAGGACCACCAGCGGGGGGUGCGGAGGUGCAGACAGGAGGUGCCUGCACCGCCGGUGGGUACCUUGAAGAUGCCCCUGCCCGGCCGCCUCGCAGGAGCGCCUCUCCCAGCGUCGCAGCGACCACGUGUACAGACGACGGUCUGCCUUCACCGCCUCGGAGGCGGCGCGGGGCAGGCAGGAAGGGCGGGCCGUGCGUGAGCCCGUACUUCAGGCGGGCGGGGGCGGGGGGCGGCGCCCCGGGGAGGGGCCGAUGGCAGCCGCCGCGGUCUCCCUUCGGCCUGGUGCAGGAGGAGCUGUACCACGACCCCUUCCAGCUGCUGGUGGCCACCAUGCUGCUCAACAAGACCCGAGGGGAGGCGGCGGUGCCCGUGAUCUGGCGGCUGCUGGCCCGCUGGCCCACGGCGGAGUCCCUGCUGGGGGCCUCGGAGCAGGACCUGGCCGCCGUGAUCCGCCCCCUCGGCCUGCACCGCCGGCGCGCCCACAACAUCCGCAGGUUCGCAGAGGAGUUCCUGCGGGAGGGCUGGAGCUACCCGGACGAGCUGUACGGCAUCAGCAAGUACGGCUGCGACUCGUACCGGAUCUUCUGCGUGGAGGAGUGGCGCGACGUGCGGCCCACGGACCACAUGCUGCGCCAGUACGUCGCGUGGCUGGAGGGCAGGCCUCCGUCCGCCUGAUGCCCGCUGCUCUGUGUAUAGUGGUAGAUAGUGUGUGUGUGAGAUAACAGUGAACGUGAAAUAUUAUUUUAUUUUGAAUGAAAAAAUAUGCACAUAGCUAAAAUAAGCAAAAUAAUUUUGUUGGUGUCCAUAGGGUUUGGUACAUGUUUCAUUGCUAAUGAGGUCGAAGUCAUUAAAAUGAAAAGGUAAAACUUAAUGAUUAAUGCAUUAUCAUCACGGGAUUGUAGCUGGAAUGGCAGAAUUGUGGUUUAAAUGAAAUGGUGAUACCCUAUUAACGAAAAUUUUAAUUGCACCAAAAUAUUUAUGUUGCCUAAAAUUUUAUUAGAUAUUGAGAAUAAUUAUUCAUACUUACGAAGCAGGUAAACUAUUUAACUGGAUACUCGUUGAGAAGGUGAAAAAUGUUAGUCUAAAUUUCAAGGUGUUACGUGUGAAAUAUUUUUUUUGGCUCGCACUCUGUGUUUUAAUUCAAUUACAAUACUCAUAUGUUUCAAAAUAAUUUUAUUGCAAAUAUUAAUCUGUAUAAUAAGAGUGGAGAAUUUUUUUUCUCCCAUUUUUAUUUAAGUUUUAGUCUUAUGUUAAUGGUUAUAAAUACUUAAGUAAGCUUUAAAUUUUAUAGAUACAGUAAAACCUCCAUUAACGAAUAUUCUAUUUAACGAAAAACCCCAUACAACGAAAUAAAAUUUUGGUCCCGCCGAACCGCCAUAAGAUCAAUGCUGUUUUAACCUCUAAAUACCGAAUUUUAUUUGUUCCGAAAUAGUGAAAUUCCCUUUACAACGAACUGCCGCUAUUGAAAAAACACGCAAAAAUAAACAUCUCCUACAAGACAUCCACUAAUUUUUUUGCAUUCACUGCUUAAAAAUACGUGCGUAUAACCUUAAAAUAAUAAGCAACAUCGCGGAAGGCAAUAAAUAAACAAAGCAUCAUGGAUAACACACGUCGUGUAUACAUGCCACACUUUGUUCAAAAUGGCGGGUACAUUUAGCGCUAGUGGCGGAAACCUCUCGUACCAUCGCUCUGGCAAGACGAACAACUAGUGUAUUUUGCGUUUCUAUGGUUAAAGAUGCACACACGCAAAUAUUUUUAACUAUGGUGUAGUACAAUUUCCGUUUUUUCAGUUUACACUGUUGUUUAUUUAUUUCCACACGUAGUUACGGAAAACAACACGUUACUACUGUAAAAUUAAUUCUAAUCCUAAAAAGCGGCGACAGAUUAACGUUAAAAUAAAAUUAGAAAUUUUAAAUGCAGUUGAUGAAAGUGGAAAAAAAAGUGAUAUAGCUAAACGUUUCGACAUCCCGGCGUCUACACUUUCGACCAUAUUAUCCAACCGGGAACAGAUCGAAAACAACGCUUCUCUGGUAGGGACAAAUCGAAAACGUGUGAAAGUAUGUAAAAAUGAUGAUUUGGACAAGAUACUUUUUGACUUGUUAAUGGAGGCUAGGGCAUCAAACAUCAACAAAGGCAUGCCAGGAAGCACUGGGGAUGGGAAUUGAUAAUUUCUAAGCAAUGGUUGGCCAUUAAACAAGUGUAUUCUAUGUACUUUUUCAUGUUUAAUUCCUCAUAUCGUAUUAAACAGUCAGAAAGACAGUUCUAGCCAUUUAUGUGAAGCUUUAUGGUGACUAGAAAUAUAUCGUGCGAAACCUCCAUUUAACAAACCCCUUUACAACAAACACUACAAAUUUUGGUCCCUUGAGAUUUGUUAAAUAGAGGUUUCACUGUAUUAUGUUUUGCAGUAGUUGCAAACUGCAUUUGUUUUAAAAAUAAUAUAAAAAUUGUGGAUUACAUGUUGCCUCCUAGUGUGAACAAUUCUGCUGUUCACUGUUCACUGAGUGCUUGUUGUUAUUGAGACUUGUACUGUCCACAGGGGCUCAACCCGGACUGUGAUGUUACAUGAGGCCACACGAAAUAGCUUCACAUUUCCAACACUAACAUAUAUUCACAAUUUGAAAUAAUUGGAAGCCUUUUAAAAUGAAUAUGAAAAACAAAUUUUGAAUUAAAAUUUUAUUUAAAUUUAUGUACAACGGCAUAAUUGUAGAUUUAGGUAACAGUUGUAAUUUUUUUUUUUAAUAGCUUUCAGAAAUUUUAUUUUUUGUAAUAUGAUUUUUUUUUUAUUAAUUUUUAGGUUUUAUUAUCGGAAACAAUUUAAUUCAUUACCGAGAAAUUUUUCUGUGAAAAACAAUUCAAUUCCAAAGAUUGAAAAAAGGAAAUGAGUAAACCUUGUAACUAACUGAACUAACAUUCAGUUUUAAAAUUUUUGUUUGGUUUCGGAAUGUAAUAAAGUCCAUGUAAUUAUUUUUUCACUGUAGGAGUCUUAGUUUAUAUUUAUAUUCAAAAUGAAAAUUAAAAUAUACAAGGCAGUAAGUUUGGAGUUGUUCUUUUCCCCCUCACGUGUAAAAUGUGUCCAAGAAUUACAACAUUUGCUAAUUAGAAUGACAAAUAAGUUCUUUCUAGAAUGUUUUUCGUUAUGCCCGCCAUUUUGGAUUAUGUCACCAUUACAAUUUUUGUCAUGGCAGUCAUGUUAACAAUACGUAAUUAUUAUCCAAUU
Molecule: messenger RNA, 3836 nt
Organism: Bacillus rossius redtenbacheri
Lineage: Eukaryota; Metazoa; Arthropoda; Insecta; Phasmatodea; Bacillidae
Product: methyl-CpG-binding domain protein 4-like
Exons: 6
Coding region: 233-1294 (353 amino acids)
Biological process (GO): base-excision repair
Cellular component (GO): nucleus
Molecular function (GO): catalytic activity; DNA binding
Source: RefSeq, a predicted model, not a curated record